AUAUAUUUAUAUAAAUAUAUAAAUAUAAAAAAAAAAGCAAACUAACAACAGCAAAAUGAAAGUGUGGACUUUCCUGCCGUGGCUCCCGUGCCUCGUUAUCCUGAUCCUGUGUGUCGGGUCGGAGUGCGGCCCCGUGUGGAGGAAAGGUCGAUCCAAGCGCGAGCUCGUGAAGCUCCGGGAGGCUCGGGCGAGCGUGCCGGGCGCGUGCGCCACCCGCCUUCCACGCGGCAAGCGCUCCGUGCCCGGGCUCGAGCGCCGCCUGCCCCGCCAGCGCCGGCGCGCCUCCGCGGCCGACGACAACGAGGACGCGUCCGUCUCCGUCUCCGCCGCGUCGCCCGCGCGCUACGGCCGCGCCGUGCACUUCACGGGACGCGGGGACCAGCUGCGUCUCAGACAGGCGGAGGAGAUCCCCAGGGGAAACUUUACGCUCGGCAUGUGGGUGAAGCCCGAAGGAGGACAACGCUCCCUUGCCGUGAUCGCAGGCCUCUUUGAUAAGUGUUUCUAUGCCUCGAGCGACCGGGGCUGGCUGCUGGGUAUCAAGACUGUUAGCGAGCAAGGCAACCGAGACCCUCGCUUCUUCUUCUCUCUCAAGACGGAUCGUGCUCAUAAGGUCACCUCCAUCUACUCCAACACCAAUUACCUGCCUGGGCACUGGGCCCAUGUAGCAGUCACCUAUGAUGGCAUUUAUAUGAGACUGUUUGUGAAUGGUGCACAGACUGCUGUUAGUAGAGAACAGUCUGGAGAUGUCUUCUGCUCCCUUACUAAGAAGUGUAAGGUGUUGAUGGUGGGUGGAAAUGCCUUAAACCAUAAUUACAGAGGUUCUGUUGAGCGGGUGACUCUGUGGCGUCAAGCCCUCUCCCAGCGGCAAAUCAUAAAGGACAUGCAUGGCCACAUAGAUCCUUACAAUCAAGUGGACCUCAUCAUCCGGGAGAACUUUGAGCACCCUGAUCGCAAGUGGCUGGUGGUGAAGGAUGGGAAUUUCCCACAACCAGAUGAAGGUCCUCGGGCUGGGCUGGACUCUCUGGACACAACCCUGGAGCCGCCAACUUGUGGACAGACAGUGUGCGAUAACGUGGAGGUUGUGCACAACUACAACCACACCUGGACCUUCCGGAGACCCAAGACAGUGCGCUACCGUGUAAUCAACGUUUAUGAUGACGAGUACCGCAGACCUACCGUGACUGAUCAGCAGAUCUAUUUGCAGCACCAGGAACUGAACGAGGUCUUCAGCAUGUACAACAUCACCUGGGAGUUGACAGUUCAUAACGUUAGCAACUCCUCACUACGAUCCCGGUUAGUGCUAGCCAACUGUGAUAUCAGUAAGGUGGGCGAUGAGGACUGCGAUCCUGAGUGUAACCAUACCUUGACUGGAUUCGAUGGUGGCUACUGCAAGCCCAGGGCCUACUGUGCUGAUCGUAAGCAAGGCAAUGGUGUGUGCGAUCCAGAGUGCAACUGGGAUAACUUUGCCUAUGAUAAAGAUGACUGCUGUAACCCCAAUGUUACCGAUGUCACCAAGACGUGCUUCAAUCCUGCCUCGCGUUUAAGGGCCUACCUGGACGUGAAGGAGUUGAAAGAUAUCCUCAAAGUGGACGGCUCUACGCACCUUAACAUCUUCUUUGCCAAUUCCACUAAUGAGGAUCUGGCUGGAGUGGCCACCUGGCCGUGGGACAAGGAGGCCCUGACCCAUCUCGGAGGCAUAGUGUUAAAUCCAUCUUUCUACGGCACGUUCGGACACACUCACACCAUGAUCCAUGAAAUCGGCCACAGCCUGGGUUUGUACCACGUCUUCAGGGGCAUUUCAGAGAUCGAGUCCUGCAACGACGCCUGUUUGGAGAUGGAGCCUUCGCUGGAAACAGGGGACUUGUGCGCCGACACGAACCCCACACCUAAAUACAAGCACUGUCGUGACCCUGAGCCUGGAAACGAGACCUGUGGCUGCAGCAAAUUUAUACAAACGCCUUUUAGUAAUUAUAUGAGUUAUGCAGAUGACACCUGCACAGACUCAUUUACCAAAACCCAAGUGGCUCGCAUGCACUGCUACUUGGACCUGGUUUAUCAGACAUGGCAGCCCAACUACAAGCCUCCUCCUGUCCCCAUGGCGCCCCGUGUGGUAGAACAGCGCCAGGACUCCGUCACUGUCGAGUGGUUUCCUCCAAUCACAGGGCACUUCUAUGACAGAGAAGUGGGAUCAGUGUGUGAUAAAUGUGCCGAAGGCCGAGUCUUCCUCCAGUACGCCUCCAACUCCUGGUCGCCGCGUCCUUGUUUGCCAUCUGGUCACUGGAGCCCACGAGAAGCUGAAGGUCCACCAGAUGUGGAGCAAGUGUGCGAACCAAGUGUGCACACCUGGAGCCCCCAUAAUGGCAUGGAGGUGGGCCUGGUACCACCACCAUGCCCGCUCCAGGGCUGCAUGCUGCAGCUAGAAUUCGCAUACCCGGUCGUCCCUGAGUCGCUUACCGUCUGGGUGACAUUCUGUUCUUCAGAGGAGAUGGCUCUUCCUGCAAUCCACAACAUUAUACUGCUUUGUGUAGGUGGGCAUAACCUCUCUCUGGGCCCCAGCGAUGUGUUCUGCGACAUGCCUCUGACCAUUAAGCUGGAUGUAAAGGAGAAAGUGUACGGUGUGCAGUUCUUCACUAUGGAGCAGCACCUGGAGAUCGAUGCCACUUUGCUUACAUCCAAGACUGACUGCCCAUUGUGCCGGGAUUGUGAGGAGUUGCGUUACAGGCUACUCCGUCAACCUCCUUUUAGUCACGCUCCAAAAGGCAUCGAGCUCAGAGACUCGGCACGCAGAUACGUGGACAGGGACAUGAUGCAUGGUGUAAUGUACACCUACCAGGUUCAGACAAUCUCCAGAUGGGGACAUAGCGAACCGUCUCCGCCUCUUGUCCACCAUCUUGGAGCUUCAUACUGCGGAGAUGGGAUCAUCCAAAGGACCCAGGGAGAGCAGUGUGAUGAUAAGAACAUCAUGAACGGGGAUGGCUGCUCAAGUCAGUGUAAGAAAGAGCUGUUCUUCAACUGUGUGGAUGAACCUAGCAUAUGCUACUACUACGACGGCGAUGGUGUUUGUGAGGACUUUGAAAGGGAGACAAGUGUAAGGGACUGCGGCCUGUAUACCCCAAGUGGUUUUCUGGAUCAGUGGGCCACUACUGUGGAGACGUCCCAUAAGGAAAAACUCUACUGCCCGGCCGAGGUGGCAGCUGGAUACCCUGCGAUCACCAAGACCUGCCAGUCCAAGGUGUACGACUUGUCUCAUGGCGUUUCCCAGUAUGCCUGGUUUCCUUGUCGUGAAGCCCAGCAGGUUCCCUGGUACCGCUCCUACUGGCUGGAGGCCUAUUUCUCACACCCGAUGGUCGCCACAGCCGUCAUCAUACACUUGGCUGCAGAUGGCACAACCAUUUUCGACUCGGUGCAACAUCAGAAACAAUGCAACAUCUCGGUGCAGCUGGUGGACACCAAGGGCAAGAACCACAGCUUAGGGGACUGGCACCUGAGCUGCCGCACCAAUCCACUGGUGAUCCCGGUGAGCCAUGACCUCAGCAUGUCUUUCUACCACACCAAGGCUAUCAUCUUGACGUUCCGUUGCCCAUUGGUGGCCAUCUCUGGUGUGGGUCUGCGUUCCUUCCAGUUCUUCGACCCUAUCACCAUUAGCAGCUGCCAGAGCAAUGAGAUCUAUAACCCUAUGGGCCAAAGUUGCGUUCAUUACUCCUGCGAGGCCAUCGACUGCCAGAAGCCGAACGUCCGCAAUGCAGAGCUGCAAUGUAAUGGUGGCUUUUUCAACGGAGACCGAUGUACUGUCACAUGCAACAGUGGCUACGUGCUGCAGAUCCAGCGGGACGAUGACCUCAUCAAGAGCCAGUCAGGAUCAACGGUGACCAUCACCUGCACAGAUGGCAAGUGGAACAAGCAGGUUUCCUGUGAGCCAGUUGACUGCGGCCUCCCUGACAAGUACCAUGUCCACCCUGCCAAGUUUACUUUUCCUGAGGGUACCACCUAUGGCAAGAAGUGCACGUUUGAGUGCAGGGAACCUGCUCAGCUUGUGGGAAGCAAUAAUACUCUGAUAUGCAUGGAGGAUGGCCUGUGGUCCUUCCCAGAGGCCUUGUGUGAGCUGCGUUGUCCUGCUCCUCCCAUCAUCCCCAACGCUGUAUUGCAGACCAAGCGUUGCAAUGAGACUGGCCUCAAAGUGGGCUCACUUUGCAAGUACAAGUGCAAGCCUGGAUACCAUGCAACGAACAAGCCCAAGAGGCGUGCAUUUAAGAUGCAGUGCACAGAAGAUGGCCGUUGGCUGGAGGGAUCAUGUGAGCCGGUGACGUGUCCUCCACCCCCGCCGGUCUUCCACGGCAUGUACCACUGCACUGAUGGUUUCCUAUUUGACAGUAUGUGCUGGCUGCAGUGCCAGUCUGUCAACAGCACGGCAAAAGCAUCAGCUCCUUGCAAGCAGCAGGGUCUGCACUCCAUGAUCCGCUGCAGGAAGGAUGGAAACUGGACUGGAGCUUUCCAGAUUUGUCCAAAUAUAAAGGGUCAGUGUCCUUUACCACGGAACCUGCCCUCCAGCAUCCGGAUCAGCUGCAAGAACGGACAUGCCAUAGGAGCCGAGUGUGAGCUUUCAUGCAAGGAGAGGAACAGUGAAGGGAACAGUGAAGUGGUCAUCCUGCCUGACAACAUGACAGCUAGCAGUGUUCUGGAGCACCACUGGAUGAAUCCACCCAAAGUCACGCAUAUAACAUGUACCAUGGGACUGAAAUGGUACCCCCAUCCAGAGAUUCUCCACUGCAUCAAAGGUUGUGAGCCAUUCCAGGGUGACAAUUAUUGUGAUGCCAUGAAUAACAGAGCAUACUGCAACUACGAUGGAGGAGACUGCUGCCAGUCCACCGUCAAGACUAAGAAGGUGAUCUUUUUUCCAUCAUCAUGUGAUGCGCAGACCGAUUGCGCCUGCCGGGACCCCAGAGCUCUGGAAAACAGGAAGGAAGAGCAUAUGUACUCUGAGGGCUGAGAGAAAGAGCGCAGCCAUGGAAAGCCCAGCAACAGACUGGGUUCAAGCAAGAUAUUCUUCCAGAUAUGCUGCUUUACAAGUGUACCUCUCCUGUCUCGUCUCACUCCUCCAUGUCAACGUGUCUUCUUGCUAUCGUCCGUCACAUCUUGGAAGAUCUACCCAUCUCCAGCUCUUUGGGAAGGAAAAAAAAUGAAAGAUAGGAAAACAAAAAGAGAAGACAGGUGUGGGUAUGAGAAUAUACCCAUGUGUAGUAAAAAAGGAAUGCUUUUCUUUUAGCGGGCUUGAAAAAAAAAAGAUAGAUACUGGUUAGCAUGCCUAUCUGUGCCAGCUUUCAGGGUUCACAUCUAUUUUGCUGAAGUUUGUUGGCGGUAAAAGGAAACUUUUUGACAAAAUUUGUAGUCUUGACAUCUUAAGGGCUGUGAUUAUUAUUAUUAUUAUAAUUAUUUUUUAAUUAUUAGGAUUAUGUAAUAGCUUUUUAUAUGGAGUUACGAGAGCGGGCAAAAUAUGUCCUACAGUACGUAAAAGUAAAGAUUUGUCCUGGAAAUUUGUUCCUGCAUCAGCAAACCAAAGGUGGGGAAAAAAGUAGCCCAUGUAACAUCUUGAAGUGUUUCCGGGGGCCAUUUCAGAGUCUGGUUCUGAUUCCUGAGGUUCUGAAAUGUGUGAAAAAUAAACAAAACUGAUAAUAACGCAAGUUUGAAAAUGUUGGUAGUUACAAAAAAUAAUAAUAAUCAUCAGCAAUUAUCGAAUCCCAAACUAGUUACUCUGUCAACUUUACUUAACAGUCAAUAUAUAUAUAUAUGCAAUGAGGUAUGUUAAUGCUACAAUUAAUAGCAGCUAAUAUUUAGCAGGUUUAUAAGACAGCAUUUGUUUUAAGAUCAAACCAAAACCAAGAUGAAGGUGAUUUUCCCAUGUUAGCAUAGCAUCAGUUAAUAUUGCUGCUACUCCUGCUGCUACUUUGCCAUCAUGACCAAUGUUUUUUUUUAGUAUGGAGCUGGAGUUAAGACUGCCUUAAUAGUUACCUCAAGAUGCCAGUCUCAUCCAGCAGUCCGGAAGAAAAGAAAAAUGACCAUAAGAAUGUCAAUUAGCAUGUUCGGCAGUAAUACCAGCGCUUACCUGAAAUUAUACAAAUUUGCCAACUUAACAUUGAUCUUUUUUCUUUAACUUUCCGCCAUAGAUAGUAGGUCAAAGAUUUAACAUAUUGUCCAUGGUGUAUUAGCAUACUUGUGCCAAAUUUACUAAACCAGCACUUCUCAAAUAGCGGUCCAUUUACCACAGCCCUGCCGUUAUUAUAUUUAUUAUAAAGAUCUUAUAGUUAUUAGUGAGUUUGAAUCAAUGGGUCUCUUGAAUUCAAUCCAAACCUCAGCCUCUGAAUAACAUCUGCAGGUAUCUAAUGUGAUCUGUUUAGUGAAAGAUCAGAAAUACGUAGCUUUCAAAUUGCUGCUCAAAAGAAAAGUGCUAUCGCUCCUCUUCCACAUACAUGAGCUAACAGACAUACAUGAUUACUUAGCACUGUUUUAAUGACUCGGGAACCAAUGAACUGAUGAUCUUGUGACCAUUCUAGACUGAAGGUUUUGUAUACCAAUUUGUAUACCAAGCAGUGAUCAGUUGUGGCAGCUUGAAACCUGUGCAGCUUCUGCUCAGCUUUUAGCACUCCCUAAAAUUAGCAGACCGGUACAAUUUAAUGCUGUUGUUGGUGGUUUGUUCCAACUGCUCAUCUCAAAGUGUAACCCAACAGACCAUACAAUCUGUCAGAUACCCUUCCUGAUCCAACCCUCCCAUUUUAUUCAGGCUUGGGACUAGCACUGUAUCCGAUGGCUGGGGUUUGGGUAUUGGCUAGGGAUUGAACCUGGGUCUUCUGCAUGGCAGGUGAAACACCUACCAAAGAUCCUCGUUGCCCAACAGUACGAUUUAAUACCUGUGUUUAAAAAAAGUUGAACGUCCUUUAACUUCCUGCUUCCACGCCCUGCAUCUAAAAACCGUGUUCCUUAAGCACUGUACUGUAUUCUGGCCAAUGGUACCUGCAUACGGACCUAAAUACAAAACUUCACGAAAUACAUGGAUGAAAGCGGCACAGAUUCAUUAGGCAUAGCAAACCAAGGAAGUCAUUCGAUGUGAAUGUCAUUGUAAAUACUUCAUAGAGGCUUAUCAAGACGGUGAUUGUUUUUCGUAGCGCUUCUAUUAGUCUGGGGAAAAAAAAUGUCAGUUUUCCUUCAUUUAUAUUUCUUAAAAAAAGAGAAAAGAAGAGCAAAAAAAAAAAAACACUUUAUGUAUUGGUAAUCAGUAUUUGUAUUAAUGACCUCAGAUACUGCACUUUUGAGUAGCCAUUAAAGGGAAAAGACUCCAACCUUUUAGAAAGAAAACGCUGCUAUUGUAAGACAUUGCAUUUAAAACAAAACAAACAAAAAAAGGUAUCAGAUAUGGUAUUGUGAUAUUCCUCUCUUUGUGGUUAUUGUGUUUCACCUGAUUUUAGCUGUUGAAUGGGACGAAACUCAUUGUAUGUUAGAUUCAUGUGCCUCGUCUGGAACUGCGAAACUGGCUUCAAAAUCCAAGUGUAUUGUUUAAAGAAGGAUUUGCAUCUUAAAAUAUUGUAUCGUAUUUGUUGUAUAUGCAUUGUUUUUUCAUGUGUUUGAUGGUAUUAGCCAUUGACACAAAGACUUGUGGAAUAUUGAAGGAUUUUUUUUUUUGUUUUUUUUUAAUGAAGGAACUACAAAGAACAAGAAAAAGCACCAAAAAAAAAAAAAAAGGAAAUAUAUCACUGAAGAAAAGCCAGUUUAUUGAAAAUAUAUUAUACCGAGAGUGGACAAGAAAUAUUAUAGAGAUUUUGGUUUGUUCUAUAGUCCUAAAAGAGGAUUUAUUAUGUUAUUAUUACAGUGAUAUGUUAUUGUAAUGUGUAUGGACCAUUUUUAUUGCUUUCAAAGCAAAACUCAUCAGCAAUCAUUACACAACGGCAAUUUUCCAUGAACAGGACUUCAGGUUGACAGCUGGGAGAGCCAAAGCUUCGUCUUUACACGUGUUCUCGUCUACCGUUUAGGAGGUGUGAUCGACCGGUUUCCUGCUUCCUCGUGUUUUUUUUUUUUUUUCCAGAACAAGACUAAACUCAGAACCAUGUUGUCGCUUUACACUCUGCUUCUCCCUACCUUUCUAGAAAAACGGACGCAGUCUCUAAAGCCAUAUAUGUUGAUGUUUCCGACGGGAUGCUCGACUCUGCUGUACACACCACGGGAUCUCUGUCUGUACCUCAUGCCUGUAGUGUUUGCUGCUUCUAUGUGUAUUUUUUUUUUUGGUUUGUUUGUUUUGUUUAGGUUUUUUUUUUUUUGGUAUUCUUGUGAUUUAUGUCUCUCGGCAAUAUGUUACGGUGUACAUAGUAGAACUAUUUAUUGAGAGUGUUAUACUUUUUUUAAGUUAUAUUUUUAAUGUUCAUGUAAGUUAUUUUUACAUUGGUCUUAUAAACGGAAAAAUAUAAAAAGGACUUUUGUUUGGAGGGCUCUGAUUUCUCUCGAAUACAAUUGUUUUAAUUUCUGAAGCUCACAAAAUGAAAAAGGAACGAAAACAAAAAGGACAGUUUGUGAAGCCUCUUAUUCAACGUUGGUCAUUUAUUUGGUAUUAGAUUCAUGCAUGGAAUAAAAAUUAAUAAUUGAAUAAAAGCAAAUU
Clarias gariepinus (North African catfish) is the source of this 8638-nucleotide messenger RNA. RefSeq names its product pregnancy-associated plasma protein A, pappalysin 1a (gene pappaa). The coding region runs from base 56 to 4987 and encodes 1643 amino acids. The record is from RefSeq and is a predicted model, not a curated record. Gene Ontology annotation, molecular function: metallopeptidase activity; protein binding. The transcript is spliced from 23 exons. NCBI's taxonomy places the organism in Eukaryota, Metazoa, Chordata, Actinopteri, Siluriformes, Clariidae.